AUGUCUUCUCAAAUUCCAUAGCUCAUGAUUACAGAAUAACCUAUGGAUGAAUACUAGGAUUUUAUUAGUUAUUCACUAUCUGAUGUUUGUUUUUCAGCCAGUAAGUUCAAGAGUAAAGGUAAUAAUGUGAGUGAGAAUUCAAUUGAUUAGGACUACUAAUAACAUAUAAAUUCCACUCCCCUUUCUCCCAACAAUAAUAUUAAUUUAACUAAACCAACUAAUGAUUCUUCUGAUCAAAAAUAAAUUAUAUAAGGGUAACAACGUAAUAGUGUAAGUUCAACUUAAGAAAAAAUAUAUAGAGACUUUUUUCAAUACUUUUUGAUUCAAAAAUUUGUACAUAGGAUAUCAUUCAAAAAGAAAUUGAAUUCAAUGUUUGAUAAAUAUCAUUUCGAUGUGAUUAAUGAUUUAGGAGCAACAUUUAAUUUAAAUUUAUUUAGAGAGAAUACAAUAAAAAUGCGACCAAUUAUAGUCAAAUAGGUUUAGUAGAUGGAAAAUAAAUGCUUAUUAAAGUUUAAUAAGUUUUUAUUAUUAUUAUCUCAAAAAUGGAACUAUUGUCUUAAUAAAAUUCCAUUAAUUUACCCAGAAUCAAAAUUAAAAAUGCUUUGGGAUGCAAUAGUUACUUUAGCAAGAUUUUAUUUUAUAUAUGUAAUUCCAAUGGAUUUAGCAUGGGAAAUGCAAUCAUUUAUGUUUGAUAUCUUAAUCAUUCCCACAUCAUUAAUGCUGACUUUAUUGAUAAUAGAUUUUAUAUUAAGUUUUAAUAAUGCUUAUUAUGAGUUUGGAUCAAUAGUAACAGAUCGAAGAAAGAUUGCUUAAUAUGUCUUUACUAAAACAUAUGGAUUAGAUAUAUUGUCAGUAUUGAUUUUGAUAACAUUUUUGAUUAUUUCAGUUGUUCAAUCGCAAUAUGUGAGAUUAACUGAAAAUUGGUAUCAUUUACUAUUGUUAUUAUUUCUAAUAUAAUAUAAGAAUAUAUCUAAACUAUCAGAAUAAGUUGAAGAGGCUUUGAAUUUAUCAAAAUAAGUUAGUUCAUUAUUAGAAUUAGGAAAAUUAAUAUUUUUACUCUUUUUUGUUUUACAUAUAUUCUCUUGUCUUUGGUUUUGGGUUGGAAGCUAUUCAUAUAGAAAUGACUAUAAAACUUGGUUGAAUUUAAAAAAUUUAGAGGAAGCUGAUUGGAAUAUAUAAUAUUUAUAUUCAUUCUAUUUUUCAACAGUUACUAUGUUUACUGUUGGAUAUGGUGAUAUAACUCCACAAAGUACUUUCGAGACUGUACUUUGUAUAAUGUUUAUGAUGAUCUGUAGCAUAUAAUUAUCAUACAGUGUUAGUACUGUUGGUGCUAUAAUUGAUAAAAUUUCAUUCUAUUCUAAAGAGAAAAGGAAGAAGGUUUAAACAAUAAAUACUUAUAUGUAACACAAGAAGAUAAGUUAUGAAUUACAAUUUAAAAUUAGAGAAUAUCUCAAUUAUUAUUGGUAAUGUAAUCAAUAAGAAGAAACAGAGGAAGAAAAGAAUAUUAUAAAUUAAUUAUCAGAAAAUUUAAGAGAAAGUUUACAAUUUGAAGCUAAUUCAAUGAUAUUAAAUACUUGUCCAUUAUUUAAGAAUCAUUUUAGUGAUUAAUUAAAAAAGAAAUUAGUGAAAAAGAUAAAAUCAAUAGUAGUUUAACCAGAAAAUAUAAUUGAUUUUAAUCAUUUAUUUCCAAGUUAAAAAAUGAAUUAAUUUAUAUGUUUUGUAGAAGAAGGAGAAAUACAAAUAUUUAUAGAAAAUGAAAUGUCAUAAAAUCAUGUUUCAUAUAAUUCAAUAUCAAUAGUUAAUACUGUUUUUAAGGGUAGUAGUCUUGGUUUGAUGUCAUUCAUUACAGGAAUAAAGGCAAGAGAAAGAUUUAAAAGUAUAGGAUUUUCAAAAUUGUUAUUAUUAUCUAGAGAAGAUUUUCUUAAAAUUAUACCAGAAUUUCCAGAAGAUUAUGAAGUUUUCAGAGAAAUGCAUGAUGAUUUAAUUUAUAAUUCAGAUUCUGAAUUUCUAAAAUUAGCCUGUUUUUCUUGUAAAAGUGUUUCACAUAAAGUUAUUGAUUGUCCAUUAGUUCAUUUUAUACCUGAUAAGGAAUAUUUAGUAAAAAAACAUUAAUUUUCAAGAGAAUAAAAAAGAAAUGAAACUUUUAAAUUUAAAUUCAGGAGAAAUCCUAAAAGAUAACAUGGUUAUUUUUCAGCUUAUAAUGAUUUAGAUUUAAUUUAAGAAACUAGUGAUUUAUUUUAAGCUGAUAAUUAUAAAUAAUGUCUAUUUUAUGAGGAACUUGAUGAUGAAGUUGAAAAAUCAAAAAUUCAAUCUAUAAAUAUUACAAAACCUUCUAAUUAUUUAUAAUAAGAUUCAAUUAAAGAAGAACCUGAAGAAGAUGUUUAGGUAGCUAUGAACUUUUUAAAUCAAAGAAAAAGUUAAAUUAAUAAAAUUACUAAAAAAUCAAUAUCUUUAUUAGUAGAUGAAGAUUUAGUGCCAUUAUAACAUUUUAAAGGAAUAAAUAAAUUUAAAAGAGCUGUAGAAGUUGUUAAAAGUUUGAAUAAAAUUACCAAUCGAAAAAGUUUUAAGGCUUAGACCAAAAAUAUAUUGGCAUCAUUAAAUAUUGAUAAUUAUAAGGAUUCAGAAUAAAAACAAUUAUUAAAUGGGAUAAAAAAGAGAUUAAAAUAUAUUGAAGACCAUAAUAUAGAAUGGUUGGAAAAGGAUAUUUAAGAAAUGGAAUUUUUAAAAAUGAGAUUAUAAAUGUUAAUUAAACUUAAUGCUUAGAAGCCUGAAAAAUUUGAUUAAAUAGAAAGUGUAAAAUAGUAUAAAUUUUAUAAUAUACAUAAUAAUGUGGAUUAGAUAUUGACAAUUUAUAAUGAAUUCUAUAAAGUUAAGUUGAAAGAAUUAUCAAAUAUUCCUUAAAUCUUUAAGUAAUUUGUUAGGUAUUUGAUGUAUCCAUAUUCUUUUAUUCAUAAAUACAAAUUUAAAUCUGACAAUUUUAAUGUAAGAGAAAUUAAAUAGGAGGAUACAAAUUAAAAAAAAAAGAAUAAUAAAUUCUCUAAAUUAUUGACCUUACAUAAGUAAAGUAAAAAUUUACGUAAGAAAUUAAAUGUGAAGAAAGCUUAAAUAUAACCACUAUGA
Paramecium pentaurelia is the source of this 3120-nucleotide messenger RNA. NCBI's taxonomy places the organism in Eukaryota, Ciliophora, Oligohymenophorea, Peniculida, Parameciidae. The record is from the annotation of a GenBank genome assembly.